AACCUUUCGUUUCUUUUUAUCAACGAUCUUUACCACGCUGUCUACAGUUCAUAUUCUGAUUUUGGUCUUCAAUUGCAACAUUUGUCUUGCACCUUUCACAGAUGACCGAGUCUUUGAGAAUUACCAUUUAUUUUUUUCAUUACACAAGGACUGUAGGGAAAAGGAUGUGACUGCACACGACUUCUAUGUUUUUUUUAAAAUUCCCAAUAAGGAGUGAAAAAACAACAACAAACGGGGAUGUAAAACAUAUUCCAGCAUUCUGAAUGUGAACAACGAAUUUAUUUUAUGCUUGUGUGACCUUGAUCUCUUACAUUUAUCAUCAUGUCACCUUGGGAACUUUUGACCUUUUUACUGGUGGGCAGUGUUUGUCUUGGAUCGUUAGUUGAUGGUCAAAAGAAAAACAAACCCCCAAGAUGGAAACCCAAGUCACGGCCAUUUAAUGGAGACAACAUCAUCGCUAUGUCAUCAGGGAGUGAUAUCAAAAUUAGCUGUCCAGCAUACGGGAACCCAAAGCCAAAAAUAACCUGGUACAAAGAAGAGAACUUGUUUGAUGCCAGUCAGAGACCAAAGACAAAGGCCAGGCACUUUGCCUUGACCCUUUAUGACGUACAGACAUCAGACAGUGGGAAAUACAAAUGUGUGGUCCAAAAUUCUCUAGGCAGCCUAGAAUUUACAUUCAUUGUAGAUGUUAUACGAACCUCAUGGCCACUAGAGUUAGAAGAGCCACGGAAUGCCACGGUAAUGGAGGGAGAGAGGGUGGUGUUCCGAUGCCGAGCCUUAAAUGACCCAUAUGCCACCACUCAGUGGAUAAAGCGGAACACUGAUGGUGGAGACUCAGGUGGUUCAAAUUGGGUUUUUCUUCCAAGUAAUGGACCAGAAAUACUUAUAGAGAACGCUAGACCAGAAGAUGCAGGAAAAUACACAUGUAUGGUAGGCAAUUAUAUCGGAAUAAAGUCAGUUGAUGUGUGGUUAACAGUGAGACAGACUACGACGACAACAACCAGCACCACUCAAACCAGCACCACCACCACCGAAAGAAAAAUCACUACCAGCACAACCAAUGCACCGCUACCAACUACAACUGUGAAAACAUUCCCUAACCAACCAGACACCACUGAUGAUGAGGAUCUGGAGGGAGGAAGUCGAAAUGUUAUGGAUGACGAUAUUUACUCAAAUUCUGGUAACCCUGACAACGACAGACUGCCCAUCAAUAGGGACACCUAUCAGGAUUUCCCCGCGGGGACGCAGCAGCACGCUGAGGAGGAGGAAGGAUUGAGUGCAAGGACGAUGUAUACUAUCGUGGGUAUUGUGGCUGGAGGGACUCUUCUGGUGGGACUGGUGGUAAUCCUGGUGGCGCAUUGUUAUAAUCGUACCAAGGAUCGUAUCGUAUCAAUGGAUACAAAGACACCCCCGUGUGAAGAGAGAGUGAGCUCUUUGUGAAGCAAAAUAAUUUGUUUUUGCACAUUUAUAAUGCCCAUCAUUUGCUACAAGAUAGCAAGCAAUGGUUUUGACUCAGUUUAACAGUGGAGAGACACUCAAAUGGAGGGCAGCAUUAAAUCUGGAAGAUUUUGUGAAUAUUGAAAAGAAACUUGUAAAAAGAUGUUUACAGUAUGAACACUACACAACGAAACCAUUUUUUCAACCAACAUGUAUCGUAUAAUUUACUUAUAUGUAACGCAUCAUUUUGAUUGUCAGAUUAAGUAUUUAUAUGUGUUUUUGAAAAGAUCAUUGUUCAUUUUUUUGUCUUUUAUUGUAUAAUUUACUUGGUGCAUGUUAUAUGUACAUUCUGGUCAGUGUACAAUAAUGGGUUGAUAUUGUUAAUUUCUUGUCUUGAAGCA
Messenger RNA from Saccostrea cuccullata (small rock oyster), 1838 nucleotides. RefSeq names its product fibroblast growth factor receptor 4-like. The record is from RefSeq and is a predicted model, not a curated record. The coding region runs from base 322 to 1440 and encodes 372 amino acids. NCBI's taxonomy places the organism in Eukaryota, Metazoa, Mollusca, Bivalvia, Ostreida, Ostreidae. The transcript has 7 exons.